CUGCAAAAAUGGUGUACGUGGCGAAUGGUCAGGUCCUGGACAACAGAAGCCAGUCUCCAUGGCGAAUGUCGUUCCUCACUGAUCUCUUCUGGGGUGCUGUGGAGUUCAUUGGCUUGUUUUUCCAAUCCCUGGUCCAGCCAGAUCUGACAAAGAGGGGUAACUCUGGCUCAUCCUCUGCAGGCUACAGUGAUGGCAGAGGCCCCCCUGGACCCCCUGGUGGCCGGAGGCGGAUGGGGAGGAUAAACCACGGUGGGGGGCCCAGCGCCCCUCCCAUGGGGGGAGGAGGAUGAGGAAGGUAAACGCCUACACAUUUUUGUGUAGGCGUGGGUUGUGGCACACCGGCUGCAGACAUGUAGCCUAAUUUAGGCUGCAAUGACGUGCAUGUGUGCCAGCCCCCAUCCUCUACAGCUGCUUCUGCUCACCACAGACUCCUGACGCUGCUCUGGGAAUUCCUACACGUAGGGGCCAGGGCGGCCGAUACGGCAGCUUCCUGUUUCAGACCCCUCUUCUUGUCCCAUUGUGAAUCAUAUCACAUCCCUCUCCGAAGCUGUAAUAUUUUUUUGUAUCCCACUGUUAAAUAAAGUCCUGUGCUGUA
Salmo salar (Atlantic salmon) is the source of this 595-nucleotide messenger RNA. It is a transcript of the gene selenok, whose product is annotated as selenoprotein K. Gene Ontology annotation, biological process: calcium ion transport; endoplasmic reticulum calcium ion homeostasis. Lineage: Eukaryota; Metazoa; Chordata; Actinopteri; Salmoniformes; Salmonidae. Gene Ontology annotation, cellular component: endoplasmic reticulum membrane; Golgi apparatus. The record is from RefSeq and is marked validated.